ACAGCCGGGGAACGGCGGAGCUCCGCCGCGCUGCCAGGGAGCGGCCGCGGGGCCUGGAGCGCUGCCAGAGAGCGGCCGCGGGGCUCCCGCCGCGCGGAUGCACUUUUUUAUGUUUAUUUCAUAACCUGAGAGAGGAAUAGCAUUUGGAAUAAUGGCAACAGGAGACCUAAAUGGAAGUUUAAGAAAAAUAGAACAAGGACUUCGCUUGUUAAAUUAUCCACGAGAUGUGGAUUAUACAGUGUUAGUAAAAGGGGAUCCAGCUGCAUUUUUACCUAUCAUCAGCUAUUGUUUUACAUCUUUUUCAACUUGCAUAGCAGAGCUUUUGGUAAAGUGUGAUGUGGAACUGACAGCCAAGAGCGACUUGCGUUUUAUUGAAGCUGUUUAUAAGUUUCUUCGGGAUCAAUUUCAGUAUAAACCAAUUUUAACAAAAGAGCAGUUUCUUCAAGUUGGCUUUGCAGAAAGAAAAAUGCAAAUUGUUUGUGACAUUAUCAACUGUGUGGUGAAGAAACAUAAGGAGUUGAGUAACUCUAGUAAGGUUAAAUCCCAAACGAGAAAAAAAAUCAGACCUCUUAAGUCUGAAGUGUGGUCAAAUUGUGGUAAAGGUCUUGCUGAUCCAAGUCGCAGUGCUCUGAAUCCCAAACAGCAUACUCAAAAGAAGCCUCUAGUUGAACGACACUCAGGAAAUGAAGUUAGUGGUGAUCUUUGUCCACUACCCCUUCCAGCACAGGGAGGGACUGAGGAAGAAUUGAGCCCAGAUUAUGAUAUUGUGGAAGUUAACUGUGAACAAGUCAUAGAAGAAAAUUCACAAAUUGAGUUUUUAAAGAGUCAGCUUGCAGAUUUCCAGGAAAAGCUUCAUAAGCUAGAUUGGAUGGAAGAUAAGCUACAAGUUUUAGAAGAGAAACUGCAAGGAAAGGUGAUCGUAGAUGAGAAGGAGUGGAAUAACUUACUGAAUCGAGUUUUGCUUCUUGAAACAGAACUGUUGUUACAAUCCAGAAAGAGAGACUUUCUUAAAGACUUCAGCAAUAUAAAUCAAAAAAGAACUUCUAGUAGCAUUCCAGUUUCCCUUGAUAUGGAGAGGAAUGAGGAGAUGCCAGGGAGUCAUCUUCAGUCGUCUGGAUGCGGUUCGCUGUUAUCCACAGACCAAUCUCCCAAAGACAUGACCAUUAAUUCUCAUGAUCUGACAGACAUUUCAAAGGAGACAAUAAGACAAAGAAUGGAAAAGAUAAGUAAAAUAAUGGAAGAAACCUUCAAAUUGUUCAAAACACCAAGCCCACCUCUGGGAAUACCUGCAAGCACAAGUCUUCAGACCUUGUCUCUGCAGCCUUGUGGAUACCAGAAAUAAUCUGUAUGUUUGUACAGCGUUAAAUUUUUAAUAUAUCAAAUUUGUAAUGAUCACUAUUGCUUUUAUUGCUUUGAAUAAAUAUUUUACUCAUGCAUCUGUGUAUUGAUUUCCCUCCCCACGACCACAAUUUUUGAUUUUAAAGACUAUUCAAAUAGCUUCUUCCCCCCUCCUUGCACUUUUGUAAAUUGAAGUCAUUACAGCAGUGUAUUCUUGUGUUGACAUUUGUUAGCAGUGUGCUAAGUAAUAUGUUUUUUAAAGUGUGUGGGCUUGAGGACUGUGGUUUACAUCCUGUUGGAAACAUUCCAGCUGGAACUUGCAUAUUACACCCAAGAGGCAUUCUUACAUACCAUCCUACCAUCUGUACUCUUGAAUAAGUCUUAAUAAAAAACUUACAUACACAGUUUCAAA
Molecule: messenger RNA, 1750 nt
Organism: Melospiza georgiana
Lineage: Eukaryota; Metazoa; Chordata; Aves; Passeriformes; Passerellidae
Gene: CEP44
Product: centrosomal protein 44
Exons: 11
Coding region: 152-1342 (396 amino acids)
Cellular component (GO): spindle pole; centrosome
Source: RefSeq, a predicted model, not a curated record